Molecule: messenger RNA, 381 nt
Organism: Mesorhabditis belari
Lineage: Eukaryota; Metazoa; Nematoda; Chromadorea; Rhabditida; Rhabditidae
Source: the annotation of a GenBank genome assembly
AUGGACAGUUCGGUCUCCUAUGCGUCAAGCGGGGAGAGCGUCUCAAUCGACUCAAACAAAUUAGCGCUUGUCGCCGUUGCACCAGCACUCGAAGCCCUCGACAAUCAAAUCCUCGCCACUCGCGAGAGUCAAAAGCUUUUGAAUCACAACGUUGAUAAAAUGGCUGAGUUUUUACGUCAACUCAAUGAGAGCGAAGAGCCGUAUGAUUUGAUCUCGUACGAGAUGAAAUUGGCCGACUGCAAAAAGAGAAUCUCGAGUUCAGCGAAUCACCUUGGCGAGAUUCACGAUCGUCUGAGUCGUCUUCAACGAUUGAUCGCUCGUGAGAUCUAUAAAAAGAAGUCCUCUAUCAAGGGUCAAGCCCCAUUAACUCCACCAAGUCAA